AUGAGUAAACGUAAGGCAAAGGAGAGCAGUGGGAUAAGUGCAGAAAGCCUCUCACAGGUACAGAAGAUUCUACGUGAAAGGUUCUGUCACCAGCAUGCUACUGGGAAACUGUUUGGGACUGAACAUCAGCACAAACACCUGCUGGAGAUGCUGAGGCGAACUAUAGUUCAAGGGGAAAGCAACUCUGCCCUCAUCAUUGGACCCCGAGGAUCAGGAAAGACUGUGUUAUUAAAUCAAGUCUUAAAUGAGCUGAAGGUAAAGAAAGAGGUUAAAGAGAACCUCUUGGAAGUUCACCUGAAUGGCCUUCUGCAGACUAAUGACAAAGUGGCCCUGAAAGAGAUCACCAGACAGCUGCAGCUGGAAAACGUGGUUGGGGAUAAAGUUUUUGGCAGUUUUGCUGAAAAUCUCGCGUUCCUUCUUGAGGCUCUAAGGAAAGGAGACAGGACUAGCAGUUGCCCAAUCCUGUUUGUGCUGGAUGAGUUUGACCUGUUUGUCCACCACAAGAACCAGACCCUGCUCUAUAACCUCUUUGACAUAUCCCAGUCAGCACAGACUCCAGUCACUGUCAUCGGACUGACGUGCAGGCAGGACAUCCUGGAGCUCUUGGAGAAGAGGGUGAAGUCACGGUUCUCUCACAGACAGAUAUAUCUGAUGAACUCCUAUGAUUUUAAACAGUACAUGAAGAUAUUCAAGGAGCAGCUUUCCCUUCAUGCUAAAUUUCCUGAUGAGGCUUUUGCACAAAAAUGGAACAACAACGUUCAGCACCUUGCAGAGGACAAGACUGUGCAAGACACGCUGAAGAACCUUUUUGACUACACGAAGGAUCUGCGCUCACUUAAUUUGCUGCUGAUGCUGGCUGUGAGCCACGUCACGGCGCAGCACCCGCUGCCCACCGCGCGGGACCUGCAGGAGGCCAGCAGGCACCACAGGACCGACUCCAAGGCAAACAUGGUGCAUGGAUUGUCUGUCCUGGAAAUCUGCUUAAUUAUAGCCAUGAAACACCUAAACGACGUUUAUGAAGGAGAACCUUUUAACUUCCAGAUGGUUUACAAUGAAUUCCAGAAGUUCAUCCAGAGGAAGGCACACUGCAUGCACAACUUUGAGAAGCCAGUUGUCAUGAAGGCAUUCGAGCACCUGCUGCAGCUGGAGCUGGUGAAGCCCCUGGAGAGGCCGUCUGCACGCACCCAGCCAGAGUACCUCCUGAUGAAGCUGCUUCUGGACAACAACCAGAUCAUGGAUGCUCUGCAGGUGUACCCCAGCUGCCCCACAGAGGUCAAGCAGUGGGCAGCCUCCUCCCUCAGCUGGCUCUGA
This is a messenger RNA of Merops nubicus (carmine bee-eater), 1311 nucleotides long. RefSeq names its product origin recognition complex, subunit 4 (gene ORC4). Gene Ontology annotation, cellular component: nucleus; nuclear origin of replication recognition complex. Lineage: Eukaryota; Metazoa; Chordata; Aves; Coraciiformes; Meropidae. The record is from RefSeq and is a predicted model, not a curated record. Gene Ontology annotation, biological process: DNA replication initiation; DNA replication. Gene Ontology annotation, molecular function: ATP hydrolysis activity; DNA replication origin binding. The transcript has 13 exons. The coding region runs from base 1 to 1311 and encodes 436 amino acids.